Molecule: messenger RNA, 1407 nt
Organism: Talaromyces amestolkiae
Lineage: Eukaryota; Fungi; Ascomycota; Eurotiomycetes; Eurotiales; Trichocomaceae
Exons: 3
Coding region: 1-1407 (468 amino acids)
Biological process (GO): dephosphorylation
Molecular function (GO): phosphatase activity
Source: RefSeq, a predicted model, not a curated record
AUGUCUCGCCUUGGAUUUGGAAUCGCUCUCGGUCUUGCCGGCCUUGCCCCAGUGCUAGGCUUGACUGCCGAAGAAACCUUCUACCCUCCUACUCUUAACGACACGGCAUACAUUAGCAAUAGCUCAAUUGGUACGUAUGGAGGUAUCUACCAGGCUGAUACUACCGGGCCGACUGGAGGUUCUCCUUACGGAACUUAUGAUUAUUGUUCUAUGCCUCAUCCUCGUGCGCAAGAGUAUGAGCUUCCCGAAGCCAUAAGCAAGGGACAAGUUAAGGGAAAGCUAGUUUAUCUCGAGUACUUGCAGCGUCAUCAGAGACGUUCGCCGUACAAUAUCCUGCCUGGUGGAGAGAAUGAAGCAUAUGACUGCGACAAUGUCAGACCCUACCUCUACGCUGGUGUCGACUCUUCUUCCGGCAUCCAGCCAAUCCCCAUGUAUGCGCAGACAUAUCAGGACUCCACGAACCCAUUCACACCGGGCGUGAACGGUUCCUGCCAGUAUCCCCAAAUCACCAUUGGCGGAGUGCAAGACGGCUUCCAGCACGGCAAAGAUCUCUGGGCCGUCUACGGCGAGAAACUCGAUUUGAUCCCCAAAAAGCCGAACGAUCGCACCUGGUUCCGUUCCAGUGAAUCGGCACUUACUCAGGGAAGCGCAGGUGCAGUUUUGCGUGGUGUCUGGCCUUCGUACGAGGGUGCGCUACCUUUGCAUCAGAUGGUGUCGAGCGUUGAUACCGUCAACGAAGGCUAUUCCUGCUCGGCUAUCAGCAGCACUUUGAGUGCACUCAAGUCGACAACUGAGUGGAACGACCACCUCACUGUCACCGAGGAACUUCGCUCAAAUCUAGGCUCAAUGCUAGGCGCUACUAGCAGCUCCUGGCAAUCCACCUUCGACCACUUCUCGGACAACUUCCAAGCCCGUCUGUGUAACGGCUACAACCUCCCGUGUAGUCUGGCCAAUUCUUCGAAUUGCGUAACCAUGGAAAUGGCUGAAGAGGUCUUCCGUGCCGGUGACUGGGAAUGGAACUACUACUGGCGCACAAAUCCCGAUGUAGUCAAGUACAUCCAGGUCGUUGAGGGCUUGUUCAUCGGUGAGAUUGUUGCUCACCUCCAAGCCGUCCUCGACGGUAAAUCGUCUCUUGAUUAUACACACAUCUUCGUUCAUGAUGGUGACAUAGGUCCUGUGUUGGGUGCUCUCGGUAUUAAUGCGCUCAGAUGGCCAGCUAUGGCGUCUAACAUUGCUUUUGAAGUUUGGGAAACAAAUGAUAAAUCGAACCGCUACUAUGCGCGAGUCUUGUACAGCGGUUGGGCUCUCCAGACUAUCCACGGUACCCUUGACUGGGUCCCUCUUGCUGAUCUGAUCAACAUCAUGAGCCCUUAUGUGCCGGAGGACAUUGUCUCCUUGUGUGGUUAG